Molecule: messenger RNA, 531 nt
Organism: Leptidea sinapis
Lineage: Eukaryota; Metazoa; Arthropoda; Insecta; Lepidoptera; Pieridae
Gene: RpL34
Product: 60S ribosomal protein L34-like
Exons: 3
Coding region: 102-461 (119 amino acids)
Biological process (GO): translation
Cellular component (GO): ribosome
Molecular function (GO): structural constituent of ribosome
Source: RefSeq, a predicted model, not a curated record
UUGCCUCUUUGUUAUCUUUUAGAUUUAGAUCAUCUUCUCUUUGUAAGUUGUGUUGUGUUUUACUUUUCUUUUCAUGUCACCAGCUGUCAUAGAGCUAGACAAUGGUACAACGCUUAACAUUUAGACGACGAUUGUCGUACAAUACUAAGUCAAACCAGAGGAGGAUAGUAAGGACACCAGGUGGCCGUCUUGUCUAUCAGUAUGUGAAGAAGCCUAAGAAGAUCCCAAGAUGUGGUCAGUGCAAAAGCAAACUCAGAGGUAUUCAGCCAGCCAGACCAGCAGAACGGUCACGACUUUGCUACCGCAAGAAGACUGUCAAGAGGGUGUAUGGGGGUGUCCUUUGCCACAAAUGUGUAAAACAACGCAUUGUCAGAGCCUUCCUUAUUGAGGAACAGAAAAUUGUGAAGGUCCUCAAGGCACAACAGGCUACCGCCAAGCCAGCAAAGAAAAGUGGAAAGUGAACUUUAGUCUGUACAUAAUAUAAGCUAAAAAAAAUAUUUUAUUAGUUUUAUUGAAAUGACAAUCCCAAUA